Messenger RNA from Contarinia nasturtii (swede midge), 1717 nucleotides. Its product is annotated as aminomethyltransferase, mitochondrial. The transcript has 4 exons. Bases 328 to 1599 code for a protein of 423 amino acids. Gene Ontology annotation, biological process: glycine catabolic process. Gene Ontology annotation, molecular function: aminomethyltransferase activity; protein binding. The record is from RefSeq and is a predicted model, not a curated record. NCBI's taxonomy places the organism in Eukaryota, Metazoa, Arthropoda, Insecta, Diptera, Cecidomyiidae. Gene Ontology annotation, cellular component: mitochondrion.
CGUUUAAAUUUUUUAAUCUGUCAAAUAUAACCAUUGACCUUUGAAACCACAAAAUAGUGAUAAAGCAAAUCGAUAGAGCAACGAAGCCCAUGACGGAACAAACCGAACUGUUCACAAACAAUAUUCGUGUGAUUUAUGCAUUAGUAUGACCGUGUUUAAAAUAUUCUUUUGACAGAAGUCAUUUUGAACGUGUCAAGUGAGUACACUCAAAAUUAACGAGCCCAAUUGAACUUUGAAACUGAAAGAAAUUGAAAGAGAGACGAAAUAACAAUUUUUUUAAUUAUCUAAAUAGAUAUAAAAUUAAAUAGAAGUGAAUUAGAGUAAAACAUGAACAUGUCUUCGGCAAAAUAUGUGAUGGGCAAUUCGAAAUUAUUAUUUGGCUCAGUGCGCGUAAACUGUUUAUCAUUGGUGCAAUUGCAACGACGCUCAGCAAGUAGCACACAACCUGAAUUGAGUGCAUUGCUAAAGAAGACACCUUUAUACGAUUUGCAUGAGCAAUAUAAAGGAAAAUUAGUUGAUUUUGCGGGAUUUUUGCUGCCGGUGCAAUAUGGAAAUUUCAGCAUUACGGCAUCACAUUUGCAUACUAGACAACAUGCAUCCAUAUUCGAUGUUUCUCAUAUGUUGCAAACAUAUGUUCGAGGCAAAGAUUCCGUAGAAUGUUUUGAAUCCAUUUGUACGGCGGAUAUCAAAGGACUCGAGCCAAAUUCCGGCACUCUGACCAUAUUUACAAAUGCAAACGGUGGUAUUUUAGAUGAUUUGAUUGUGACCAAAGUGUCUAAUGAUUUGCUUUAUGUUGUAUCAAAUGCGGCUUGCCGAAAGCAAGACAUGACGAUAAUGCAGGAAAGUGUGGAAAGAUUUACUAAGCUCGGCAAAGACGUUUCUAUUGAAUUCCUUGACAGUGAUGUGCGUGCAUUGAUUGCUUUACAAGGGCCACAUGCUGUAGCUGCACUUGAAGAUAUAUCUUCCCUUUCACUUCGCGAUUUGUAUUUUAUGCAAACCAGAGUUGCCAACGUUGCUGGAGUGGAUGGGUGCCGAGUCACACGUUGCGGAUACACAGGUGAAGAUGGCGUAGAGAUAUCAAUUCCCGGAGAAAAAGCGACGCUAGUAGUAGAAGCAUUACUGAACUCAACACAUGCCAAAGUGCAAUUGGCUGGAUUGGGUGCACGAGAUUCAUUGCGACUUGAAGCUGGACUUUGUUUGUAUGGAAAUGAUAUUGAUCAACAAACAACACCUAUUGAAGCUGGUCUUGCGUGGCUUGUUGCCAAACGACGUCGUUCUGAAGCAAAUUUUCCAGGGGCAGAUAUUAUUUUGAGUCACCUAAAAAAUGGUUGUGAACGUCGACGUGUUGGUAUACGAUUGGAAAGGGGCCCAGCAGCUCGACACGGUGUACAAAUUCUGGACAAUGGAAAGCAAAUCGGGGUAGUAACGAGUGGAUGUCCAAGUCCAAGUCUCGGACUAAAUGUAGCAAUGGGAUAUGUGGCUAACGAUUAUAAAGCCGUCGGUACUCAAGUCCAUUUGAAGAUUCGUGACAAAAUAUUCAAAGCCACCGUUACGAAAAUGCCAUUCACUCCAGCUCAUUACUACAAUAAACCAAAAUGAAACAAACAUCAAUAUGACUACGAAUCAAUAGUCUCAUUUCAAUUGGGAUCUGUUUUAUAUGGGCAAUCUGUGUGUAUUUUAAAACUGAUCAAUAAAUCGUUAACAAAGAAACAACGCA